AUGAUACGUUUUCCACCUUUAAGCGUGGAUUUAGCUUGCCGCCGGGUGAGCGUGGCACCAUCAGAAGAAUUAGACUCUGCUUUAGCUUGCCGCCGGGUGAGCGUGGCAUUAUCAGAAGAAUUAGACUCUGCUUUAGCUUGCUGCCGGGUGAGCGUGGCAUCAUCAGAAGAAUUAGACUCUGCUUUAGCUUGCCGCCGGGUGAGCGUGGUAUCAUCAGAAGAAUUAGACUCUGCUUUAGCUUGCCGCCGGGUGAGCGUGGCACCAUCAGAAGAAUUAGACUCUGCUUUAGCUUGCCGCCGGGUGAGCGUGGCAUCAUCAGAAGAAUUGGACUCUGCUUUAGCUUGCCGCCGGGUGAGCGUGACACCAUCAGAAGAAUUAGACUCUGCUUUAACUUGCCGCCGGGUGAGCGUGGCAUCAUCAGAAGAAUUAGAUUCUGCUUUAGCUUGCCGCCGGGUGAGCGUGACAUCAUCAGAAGAAUUAGACUCUGCUUUAGCUUGCCGCCGGGUGAGCGUGGCAUCAUCAGAAGAAUUAGACUCUGCUUUAGCUUGCUGCCGGGUGAGCGUGGCAUCAUCAGAAGAAUUAGACUCUGCUUUAGCUUGCCGCCGGGUGAGCGUGGCAUCAUCAGAAGAAUUAGACUCUGCUUUAGCUUGCCGCCGGGUGAGCGUGGCACCAUCAGAAGAAUUAGACUCUGCUUUAGCUUGCCGCCGGGUGAGCGUGGCAUCAUCAGAAGAAUUAGACUCUGCUUUAGCUUGCCGCCGGGUGAGCGUGGCACCAUCAGAAGAAUUAGACUCUGCUUUAGCUUGCCGCCGGGUGAGCGUGGCACCAUCAGAAGAAUUAGACUCUGCUUUAGCUUGCCGCCGGGUGAGCGUGGCAACAUCAGAAGAAUUAGACUCUGCUUUAGCUUGCCGCCGGGUGAGCGUGGUAUCAUCAGAAGAAUUAGACUCUGCUUUAGCUUGCCGCCGGGUGAGCGUGGCACCAUCAGAAGUAUUAGACUCUGCUUUGGCUUGCCGCCGGGUGAGCGUGACACCAUCAGAAAAAUUAGACUCUGCUUUAGCUUGCCGCCGGGUGAGCGUGGCAUCAUCAGAAGAAUUAGACUCUGCUUUAGCUUGCCGCCGGGUGAGCGUGGCACCAUCAGAAGAAUUAGACUCUGCUUUAGCUUGCCGCCGGGUGAGCGUGGCAACAUCAGAAGAAUUAGACUCUGCUUUAGCUUGCCGCCGGGUGAGCGUGGUACCAUCAGAAGAAUUAGACUCUGCUUUAGCUUGCCGCCGGGUGAGCGUGGCAUCAUCAGAAAAAUUAGACUCUGCUUUAGCUUGCCGCCGGGUGAGCGUGGCAUCAUCAGAAGAAUUAGACUCUGCUUUAGCUUGCCGCCGGGUGAGCGUGGCAACAUCAGAAGAAUUAGACUCUGCUUUAGCUUGCCGCCGGGUGAGCGUGACACCAUCAGAAAAAUUGGACUCUGCUUUAGCUUGCCGCCGGGUGAGCGUGGCAACAUCAGAAGAAUUAGACUCUGCUUUAGCUUGCCGCCGGGUUAGCGUGGCAUCAUCAGAAGAAUUAGACUCUGCUUUAGCUUGCCGCCGGGUGAGCGUGACAUCAUCAGAAGAAUUAGACUCUGCUUUAGCUUGCCGCCGGGUGAGCGUGACAUCAUCAGAAGAAUUAGACUCUGCUUUAGCUUGCCGCCGGGUGAGCGUGAAAACAUCAGAAAAAUUAGAAUCUGCUUUAGCUUGCCGCCGGGUGAGCGUGACAUCAUCAGAAGAAUUAGACUCUGCUUUAGCUUGCCGCUGGGUUAGCGUGGCACCAUCAGAAGUAUUAGACUCUGCUUUAGCUUGCCGCCGGGUGAGCGUGGCAUCAUCAGAAGAAUUAGACUCUGCUUUAGCUUGCUGCCGGGUGAGCGUGGCAUCAUCAGAAGAAUUAGACUCUGCUUUAGCUCGCCGCCGGGUGAGCGUGGCAUCAUCAGAAGAAUUAGACUCUGCUUUAGCUUGCCGCCGGGUGAGCGUGGCAUCAUCAGAAGAAUUAGACUCUGCUUUAGCUUGCCGCCGGGUGAGCGUGGCAUCAUCAGAAGAAUUAGACUCUGCUUUAGCUUGCUGCCGGGUGAGCGGCGAGCCAGCUCAAUAA
Molecule: messenger RNA, 2109 nt
Organism: Parnassius apollo (apollo)
Lineage: Eukaryota; Metazoa; Arthropoda; Insecta; Lepidoptera; Papilionidae
Source: the annotation of a GenBank genome assembly